Molecule: messenger RNA, 12500 nt
Organism: Lymnaea stagnalis (great pond snail)
Lineage: Eukaryota; Metazoa; Mollusca; Gastropoda; Lymnaeidae
Source: the annotation of a GenBank genome assembly
CCUUCUGAUAAGAUGUCACAUGCAGCUUGGGUAUUACGUGUCAUCCUUCUUUCAAGAUACACACAUAUGAUUAGGGACAGAAAGUAUCAUCUACGUACUUACAAGAGAUGCAUGGUAGGAUCAGAAAUGGUAAGAUUACUCUGCAGUUCAAAUCUACUAAAUUUGUCAUUUUUUACUAUAAUCUGAAUCUUUAACGAUUUCAUUUCAUUCCUGGUCAGGUAUUAAAUAAACAUUUCUUUAAAAUGUUUAUUUGUUAAAAAGAAAAUUUUUGGUUUGUUGAAAUGUUUUCCAACAAAAAUCUCUCCAUCAGAAUGUAUACUUAUUAUUUUAAUCUUCUGACACUCACCCUUGUGACUGUGACAGCGUGGCUUCAGAGCAUGAAAAGGAGAAGAGUAAUGACCCAUGUUCUUGUUUUAUGAUACUUAACUACUAUUUCUUAUUUUAUGCAAAAUGGUUCUAAUUUUUUUCUUAACUUAACACGCUAUUUCUUAAAUAAUUUUCAAAUGCUUGUUUUUAGGGUGAUAAUAAAUAUUUUAUGUAAUGUAUCAUCUCACAUAAAAGGAAAUGCCUUACAAUUUUGACAUGUUUCAGGUUGACUGGAUAAUGGAUGUAUUUCCUCGUGUAGACUCCAGGGAACUCGCUGUCGGAAUGUUUCAGGCUCUUCUUGAAGAUGGAGUUCUCUUACAUGGUAUUUUGCAGUCUGAAAAAGAGGAUUAGUACACUGAUUUUUAACUUCUGAAUGGUUGUAAAAAAGCAAGCAAAUUACAGAAUUAGCUUGCCUGCAAUCAAAUUCCAUUAUGUGGAGAGAGAAAUUUUUACAAGCAAAUCUUCUCUUAUAAGUAAGCUGUCCCAUUUUUAAAGGAAAGAACUCUCAACCAUAUACAUGUUCCUUACUACUUUACAAAACCAUUAAAUUAUGUAAUCAGAAGGUCAGUUGGGGAGGGGAGGUUCAAGAGUGGAAUGGUGAGGGGGCUGUAAUAUCUACUGAGAUCAGAGAAGCCGGUAAAUCACCAUGAUGCAAAAGGUGUAGUAGUAAAAAAAAAAGAAAAUUGCUCUCUUUUAUAUAAUUAUUAUUAUUUUAUUUUUUUUAAAAUUCAGUAGAACACUUUCACAAGCCCUCUUUGAAUCUUAACUUGGUUAUCAUGUGUCUGCACUUUUAUCAAACAACAAAUUAUUUCCUCACUGAAAUUUUCAAUACACCUCAUUUUUAAAAAAUCAUCUUAAACUACAUUCUCUGGUGCAUUGCUUUACUUAAGUCAUACAUUUUACGUCCUUGCAUUUAUCCAUUAAGUGUCACCAAUGUCCCACAUGAAGGUAAGCUGCGUUUUUUUUUUUCAGUAUGCAAGCAGCACCCCUUUCUUGACAAGUAUCUCUUCUACCGUUUCCUGGAGGACGAAGAAGGUCCUGGGUGUACAGCUAGUGAGGAGGAUGUUGAGGGGGCUGAAGAUGAACUCCUCGACGUGCUCACUGUGUUAGCUCAAGUCAGCCCUGAUGCUACCAUGAGAAUGAUACUUCGUAAACUGUAAGUUAAAUCUAGUGCUGCAAUUAGAUUUCAGAUUUGAGUUACCAUAUAAUCGACCCACUUGAGACAGAGCCUUUUUGGAUUAUCGGUGCCGAGAAUACAGAGCCCUUUUUCACAAGCUCUGCAAUUACUUUGCAAAAAAAAUUUAUAAAAAAAUAAGCUAAUUACUUUACAAAUAUAAAAGAAUAUAUAUUAUUGUAAGGAAUCAUGUAAACUAAUACGUUCUUUAUGAAUGAAACUGAAAUCUCAGUAUUGAUGCAUAUGAGAUAUUCUGAUUUGCAUAAUUUAUGCAUGUAAUUUUUAUUGCAAUUAGAAUAAACAUGUCUUACUUGAGGGAAUUGUGUUAAAUUUUAUGAAUGUUGAAGCCUAAAUUAGAACUAAUCCAUAAUAUAUGAAUGAGAUUCGGUGUGAAAAACUUCAUAAAAUAUUCUCUUGGAGCUGCUUAAGGUUUUUGUAAUAUUUUCCGGUUAUAUAGUAUUUUUUGGGGUCACUAGAUACAAACAAAAUUGAUAUAAAAUGACAGAACACUGUAAACCAGGGGUGGACAAACUUUUUGUGCAAAGGGCCACAUUGACAAAUUUAAUGUAAAGCUAUUGGGGGGCCGCAUUUAUAUUAUGUCCAAUUUUUACAUUUUGAUAAAUAUUUCUCUAUAUUAAAAUCGGUUAAUUCACAUUUUUGCCCACCCCUGCUAUAAACUAUCAGUGGAAGCUGCCAUUUAAAUGGUGAGAUGAGCAUGAAAUGUGAGAAGCAAUCUGAUAAUAUGGUACAAAGACCCGCCAGACAAUCUCAAGGUUUUUUAUUGGUCGCUCGACCUUUCGUCUUUUUCGCUCUAUAACACUCUGGACCAACAGAUCCGCCUAGCACUCUCAAGAGGGUCAACCACAUAUACUUUGUCCUGAAGGAAUAAUUCUGUAUUUAUUUAUAAUUUUCCUUCACACCUGACACCAGUCAUAAUUUGAUUUCUGAUAUAUUGAUUUUUGAUAAAUUUAUCAUUUUGGUCAAAUAGUUGCCUGGCAUUCUUAUGAGACAGGUUUUUUUCUUAAAUUAAUCAUUACAUGUAACCUGCCUCAUAAUUGAAAUUAACCUCCAGACCAGAUGAAAGAACUCAGGAUGAGAUUGAGGUAAUAUACGAUGAGCUUCUCCAAAUAAAACCUCUGCAACACUUGUCCUACACUGUCAAGAGAGAGCUGGCUGGGUGCAUCAUGUUUGAGGCACAUUCCAAGUCAGGGGCAGUUUGUAUGUAACUUGUCUACAUGAGGACUUAUUUCUUAAUGGUUUUUUUUAAGGAUUAAAUUUAAUUGAUUUUGUUGCAGGGAGUAAUUAUUUCAUUAACAUUCAUAAGAUAUUUUUACAUGGGAGUUAUGAUUAAUUUAAGAGGGCAGUAAUUCUGAUAUGCUUCACAACAAAAACUUCGACACUUAUAUAGACCAACUUGUAAUUUUUAUUUUUUUUUAAAACAACUCUUUUAUAAAGUUCACUUCUUUCUACUUCUUUACAUUAUUUUGAAAAGGUUUUAAAUUUGCUUAGCAUUCUUAAAAAAAAGUUUCUCUCAAGUAACUUUAUUUAUUUUGACAAAUUUAUCUUUUUUAAAAUAAGUUUAUAAAUGCUUCAUUUUUAUUAUAAUUUUUUUUCUUUAAGACUUAUUUUCAAACUUUUUUUUUUUUAUUUCAGUGUUCAAUCAAGGUGAUGAAGGUAGAUCCUGGUACAUCAUCCUGAAAGGUUCUGUGAAUGUGUCCAUCUAUGGGAAAGUAGGUGCUUCAGUUUUCAGGACCCACAACUUAUGAACAGUAUGGGAAAUAUUUAAUUCCUCCUUUUAUAGAAAUUUUAUUAUAUAGCUUUUACACAAAUAAAUUAAAAAUAAAAUUCAAUUAUUUUCCAUUCAGGGAGUUGUUUGUGUGCUUGGAGAAGCAGAUGACUUUGGAAAGUUGGCUCUGAUGAAUGAUGCACCCAGGUAUUAUCAAAAUCGGGAAUUUUUUUAAUUUUUUUAGUUGCAGAAUGUUUAAAUGGGGCUUUUAAUUUUUUUCAAGAUUGAUUCAGCAUUGCAUUGAAAUAUUUAAAAUGAGUAAAUGUUUAAAGACACAAGCUUCUUUAUGUUAUCCGGUAUGUUUUGGUUGAUUAAAUGUGAGUGUCAAUAUUCUUUUUACCACAGGGCAGCAACCAUUGCUCUUGCUGAGGAUAAUUGCCAUUUUCUUCGUGUUGAUAAAGAUGAUUUUAAUAGGAUUCUAAGGGUAAACUCAUAAUUUUUUCCAAAGAAUAAAUAAAAUAUAUUUUGUUUUUGACUUCUAACAGGAGGCCCAUUAAUUACUGUCUACAAAAAAGUAUCUUUUAGAUCAUAAGUAUAUUGCUACUCCAUGGUUUUUCAUUUUAUUUGUAUCAAAUUUUAACAGCUUUGAAAUCCUGGAAACUAUUUAAUGAGAUUGCCAGGCUGCAAUUUUUAGUUUAUCUUUGCACACAGUGUUGUGUCUUUUAAGUUACAUUUAAUUUAUCGCAUUCUAUAUGGGAAGGUCUGAUUAGGAACAGAUAGAAAUUUCAAUUUUGUCAGGUGCUAAUGGUCUCCUUUUCUUGUAUCUGUGCUUUCCCCAUGAACACUGUCAUUUUUCUGUUAGAUCACUUUCAACAGUGUAGCCAUUUUUCUCUUUGGACCUAGAUCACUUUCCACUGAGUAUACAUUGUUCUGUAAGGAUUAACCAAGAUCACUUUCAACAGUGUAGACAUAUUCCUAUUAGGAUUAACCAAGAUUCCUUUCCACUGUGUUUGUAGCUUCUUAUCACUGAAAAUAGUGAAACCAUGCCAAUCAUGUUUUUAUAUCAAUGCUUCAUCUCUGCCACCAGCCAUGAUAAUGAUCUACAGGUUAGCAAUUUAACAAGUUUAUUUGGGUUUUUUUUUUUACAAUCUUGCAGGAUGUGGAAGCCAACACUGUUAGGCUUAAAGAACACGGGCAAGAUGUUCUGGUUCUAGAAAAAAUACCAGUGUCUGUGGACAUGAAUGGAUCUUUUCACUCAGAGCACAAGUUAGUUGAACACUUUCUCCAACCACAGAUUUAUUUAAUAAUGAACUCUGUACCUUUAACCAACUUUUCACAAUGGUGUUAUUUUGUGAACUUGAAAAUAUAAAAAAAGUUAAGUUAACGUAGACCCAAUUUUUUUUUUGCUACUCAACUUAUCAUUCUUUGUCUUCUACAAUUUAAUGUAGUGUAAUAUGCCACUUGAAUCAUUGAAGAGGAAGAGAAGUUUUCUAAAUUAAUUUGCAUUAUUUUGUAAAAAAAACAAAAUUUCAACAAUUUUAAUUUUUCUUAAGCACAAUGACAUAUUUCAGUUAUUGCGUUUUAAUAAAUAUAUUCCAAUAAGAAGGAUUGUAUUUAUUUCUUUGUAAAUUUUCUAUACAAUCAUUUACUUCCAGAUACUCAGUGAUGGCUGGGACACCUGAAAAGGUUUUGGAAUAUCUGUUAGAGACCCGCAUGGAGCAGAAGAAAGAGCAGCAAGUUCAGGGUAAGCAUAAAAUAUAUAUAGGUAUAUACAUCUUCUAAUUUUUAAACCUGAUAAUGGGCUGUGCUUUGUUGGUGGCAUGAUAAAAAACUGUAUUUCCCAAAUUUUUAAGUUUGGUGGACCAGUGGACAGGUUUAAAAAAUGAACCAUGAACUGGUGCCAGAUUUAUUUAUACACUUUCUUUAUUUGACUAUAAAUAUUCAUGUUGUGCGGCCUCUGUUGAAGAGUACCGGUAUGUAGUGUCUGUUAAGCCCACUUUGAAAUAUUCAAUUAAUUUCUUACAUUCUUUUUUUCCCCUCAGAUGUCUUCCUGGAAGAUUUUCUUCUCACCCAUUCCAUCUUCUUCCCUGAUAACAAACUGUGCUCAGCUGUUGUAAACCAGUAUCCUUAAAAGUUGAGAAUAGUCUUUUGCUGAUCAAAUGAAAAUUGAAUUCAGUGAGGGCAUUUUCACUUGCAGUUUUUUUUUGUCAAAUCAAUUUCCAAUAGAAAUAAAAGGUAAAAAUGUAUGAUAUAUUACAGCACAUUUGUGAUGUGUAGCAUGAUUUAUUUUUUUUUUGCCAAGAUUGCCUAGCUUAUCUGAUUCAGCACAUUGUCUUGCUAAUUGUUCUCUGAGCUUUGUCUGUAUCUAUUCUGGAGUAAUUUGGGGUGGGGGAGGGGGGCCGAGCAGGACUGGCUGGGACUUAUUUUGAACUGGUAGAAGCAUUGGCUGUAGAAAACCAAAUCUAAAUGAUCACUAAUUAAGUUAUUGUCUUCACUAAAGGAGUUCACUGAUGGCUAAUUUCUAUGUCAAAGAAAUACUUUAGAUGCCCUGUGUUUUAAUACAACAUUUUACAAUUACAGCAAUUUAUAUUUAAAAAAGUAUUUUUUUAUGUGCUAAAAAGGAAUAUGUACAAUGCAAUAAAAAAAACAUUUCCAUUUAUUUGGAUUGGUAAAGAAUCUUAUCUUAUCUUUAUAGGCAUAGUGCACUCAGUAAGGGGUUUUAAUUUUUUACCUGCAAGCAUGUUGACAAAAUUUUUAACCUAGGGCUCUAAAUGCAUUACUGCCAUGAGAACUACAAUGUCUAACAUGUUUCCAAAUGAGGGCUCUUUUCUCCACCAUUAAUGAUAUGAAAAUCCCUAUUAAUAUUUCUGUAGGUAGUUUAAAAGUAAUACAAUAUUAAGCCUGGUCACAUAGUUUGGUCUUUAACCUGCAUGUCAGCUAUAACUCGGACACCAAAGCCGGAGACGGUCAGGACGAUGGAGACUUUGUCCAGUCGCAAAAGAAAUGUGUCAUUCAUUUCGUUCUAGCCUGGCAUGAAUUGGACAGUGAAAAAUUUACCAACUCCACUGUUGUUGGUAGCUUCCUAGAGGUGGGCACUUUUAACUAACUUCAUAUUUCUAGUCUCCUAGUGGUAGGCACAUUUUUAAAAAUUAACUUUGUUUUGUUUUAAACUGCUUUCAAGUCAUGUGAAUAAAAUUGUAAGGACAUGGUAUGCAAAAGCUGGAAUAACGACAAAAGACAACGAAAAGGAUGUUUCGGCUGAAAGCCUUCAUCAGUAAACUAAAUUAAAACAGUAGAGAAUAAAAUCACAACUUAGCUUAGUAGAAGUGGAUUGGAAUUAUUAGCCUCCUAGAGGUAAGCUUUUUUUUUUUACUUUCUUUGUAUUGGUAGCUUCCUAGGGGUAGGCAAAUUCAUUUUAACUACUUUUUGCUGUUAGCUUUCUAGAUGUAGGUAAUUUUUAUGGUACCAGUUUUAUGAAUGUAAUGUCAAAGUUUUUGUUGUGAAAUAUAAUUACCAUUUGGUUUAAUUGGUACUUUUAUUUUCCCAGUGUUUGACCAAGUCAGUGGGUCAAGACUGCAUCACACAUCCAGGUCUUAUAUCUGAUCACGAGGCUCUAUUGGCCAUUUCAAGUAUAAGAAAAAGGUAAACAAUAGAUACAAGCAGCCUGAAUGAACUGUCCCAUGCAUGCAAUAACUCACAUUCACUCACACUAAGCCUAUACUAUACACGGAAGGAUCUUUUUAGUUAAGAUAUUAAAAUCCAGUAGAUAUUUCCGUUGUUCCUUGACAGGCUGUGAAGCAAUAUAAGUGCAAAUUUUAUAAUUUUUUUAAAUUGCAUCUCUUGUCAUUAAAAAUUUUCAUUUUUUAAAUUCUUUGAGGAUAAGUAUAAGUUUUCAUGUUUGGCUUAUAAAAUAAUUAAUUAUCAAUAAUGUUUAAAUUUCUUUACUUCAGCUCUGUGAGUGGAAAGUCUGGCAAAAAGAAAUCGCUUUUUUUGAGCAGGAAAGGUCAAGCCAAAUCAGCUCUGCCAGAUGGGGACAUAGAGAAGAAAGGGGCCAUCAAACCUACAGAUGAGUGUAAGUGUAAGUAAAUACUUAUAAAAAGAAAUCAGGGAAGACAACUGUUAUCUGGCUGUGGAAACUUAUAUAUUAUGAUAUGGGAGACAACUGUGACCAAGGUUGAAAAUGGGAAAUACAAAGCACAAGGUAUGUCUUAGCCUGCAAUGAGAAAAUACCAGACAUUAUAUAUCACAUACAAGCCUUAUUUAAUCUGAAGAAAAGAGACAAAUGAAAAUGUAUGUGCAAAAUAAUAUAUAGAAACUUAACUAAUGGGUUAUUUUUCUUCAUAAGUUUCUUUAUAUAUUGCUUUAACAUUUUUGCUUGUAUCUUUUUGUUAAUUGAAUAAGGCUUGCAGUUGAUAACUGUGGUCAUUGUAUAUUGUGCUGACUACACCUGCACAACUAUUCACCAAUAACUGUCACAUUUUGACAGACAUAUUCAAGGUGUAUUGUGCUGACCACACCUAUACAACUAUUCGCCUACCGAUCAACUCAACUGUUGGGGACAUUGUACUGAGUGCACGGGACAAACUUUGCUUAGGACAUGAUCCAGUACUCUGUGAAGUCAAGUCAAAUGGAGGUGAGCUUUGACUUGAGAACUUGGUCUUCUUCUCUGCUGCAACUCUUUGUUGCAUGUGCUACCAUUAACUAUUUCUUGCAAACUUGAUGGGUGGUCUGACUUUAAUUGGUGUAUAUAAAUAAUAUAAUGCCUCCUAUUCACUCAGUGCAUUUCUGGAAUCUUCUAACUUUGAAUGUUCCCCCAUCAAAGUGCUGUAAAAGAAAAUCAAAAUUUAACCCACCAUGUUUUGAACAGUUAACUCUAAUGAUUUAAAUACCUCCCCCGCCCCCCAAAAAAAAUUACAUAAAGCGUAUUUUCUUCUUCUAUAUUUUGAGGGCCCACUAUCAAUGUUUUUGAAAGUGCUCGGAAUAUUUAAAUACAAUAAAGAACAUAAGAAAGUAGUCAUAAUUAAUUUUCCUAUGCAACCAUAGCUGCUGUCCUGUUGACACUUCAUAUUCCGCCUUGUUGUUUAUUCCCACCCGCAAACCACAGAGCGUGUUUUAUUCAGAGAGAAAGACAGAUGUAUUAUGAUGUCUCUCAGUCUGAAUGGCAGGCUAUUUAUAGCUCCAAGAGAACAUUUGGAUGCACUGGUAAGACUUAAAUGAUUGAUUAUAAUGUCAUGGAUCAGCAAUCAGCAUGAAUUUUUGCUUAGCAAAAAAAAAUUAAAAAUCAUGCCAAUUGCUCACCCAUAUAUAUAAAUAAGGUCUUGGGUGACCUAUGAUAUUGUAAGUACCUAAUGAAAUGUGUGAGUAACCAGGACCGAUUUUUGUUUAGCUAGACAUAGGUGAGGAAUCAGCAUGGAUUUUCGCUUAGCUAGACCCAUCAUUUGAAACCACCUAUUAUCUUAUUUUCAAUACAAAUUUAAUAUUGACCAUAUCCCUCAAUGAUGUUUGUUUGACCCGCAGACCCCAGUUCCAGAACAAGAGGGACCUAACUCCAGCACAAUGCAUGUCAUUGAAGUCAUGAGUACUAAAGAACUAGCCACUCAAAUAACCCACUAUGACUGGGAGCUGUUUAUGGCUGUUCAUGAGGUCAGUUCCAAAUUUUACUCUGAUGCCAGCAGUUUUCAAUCAUUCGUGCCAUGAUGUGCUGGUGUGUUGCCAAAGUUCAUAGGUGUACUGCAAGUCUUUUAUAUAAAUGACUAAAAAAAGAAGAAAGGAUGCUAAUUACCAUCAGAUUGUUUUGAUAGCAAUUUUGAAAGAGUCCCGUCAUUUCUUUCCAAUUUGAGGGUUUUAUCUUAGCAUUUUUAUUAUUUUCUUGUUUAAAAUCAUUUAUUAAAGCAAGAAAUGCUGAACAAGGUCUUCGGCCCUACAGUCUUUCAGGAAGGAGUAGCAGCUAAUUUGGAACAGUUCCUUCGACGAUUUGAUCAGGUAAAAAUUUCACAAGCAUCUAUCAUUAGGGAACUUUUAAAAAUGCCAUUUUUACCUAUUAACUUAACCAGUGCAUCAUAUUUGUUUUUAACUGUCCUAUGCAAGUUGUCCUAUCUUAAUUCUUAUGUUACACUGCUUAGGCAGAUGGGAAGGUCCCCACACAAGUAGUUUACGCAGGCUUGGGCAGGUUUGGGUGGGUUAAUUUAAGCUCUUGUUGACGGGAUCAAUCCUGAGAUGGGUAUUCUUGGUGAUAGAGAUGUAGUGAGACUCGAGUUAGUUUUCCAGAGAGAGUGCACUCUGUUUAGUUUACAGGAAGGUGAAGCUGAAAGCUACCUAAGCUAACUUGCAAAUUUUUUUUUUUUAAAUUUCAAACCACCUUCUGUUACAGCUGCAGUACUGGGUGGUGACAGAAAUGGUUCUGUUGAACAAUGUAGGGAAAAGAGUGCAACUGCUGCGAAAGUUCAUCAAGCUUGCUCAACAGUAAGAUUCUCUUAGUGUCACAUCAGCUAUUUAAAAUUACUCUCUACGUCUAAAGGAAAUAAAUGCAAAUUUAUGCAAAGUUUCAAGAAAGAACAUUGUUUGAUCAGGAAGGAUUUAAUUUAUAAAUAUAAAUUAAUCAAUUUUUUUGGUGUUAAUUUCAGUUGUAAGGAGCUGAACAAUUUCCACGCCUUUUUUGCCAUCACAAUGGGCUUAGGUCACCUGGCAGUGAGCCGCCUUUCACAGACAUGGGAGGUAAGAGUCAUCUUUCAUAAACACAGGAGAUAAAAUGUAUUUCACAAAUAUGGGAGGUAAGCUUUCUUUCAAAAACAUGGGAAGUACCUGGUAAGUAGUUUCAUAAUUGUACCUGUAGUGAAAACUAAAUUUAAUACGGUACCCGGUAAUCGUUUUGGUUUGGAAAUUAAAAUUUUUGCCAAAAAAAUACCAGAUUAGGUUACUGGCUGAAUAGCACUAUUGGUAAGUCAGAAAUAAUGCUUAAUCUCUCCAACCCUGAAUUUUAUCCAACAAAUUGAUAGUCACAUAUCUCAGUUUGUAAACCAUUUGCAGCAUCUUCAAAGCUUGUGCCCCCCUUAUUUUGGUUGUUAUUUCCAAGUUUAUUUUUUUUGUGGCUUAGAUGGAGUCCAGGGUUUAUUGGAUUUAGCUAGUUACUGCUGUUGGGCUUAACUUCAAAUUAAUUGAUUAAAAAGCAAUUUAAUAAAAUUAUAAAAUUGUGCACAAAAAAUGUCAUUGUUACUGUUAAAUGGUAAUAAAGGGGAGCAACUUCAAUCAGGUAAGGUGCUGGAAAAAGAGACACAACAAAAGGAUGGCACGUUCAUUCUUUUGUUUCAUCCUUUUUUCUAGUUUUUCCCCAUACUUUGUUUAAUUCUUUUCCAUUGUUAUUGUUACGGUAUAUUUUAUUUUUCCUAAUUAUGAUCUACAUAGAAUGUACUUUUUUUGGUUUCUGUUACGUUAUCCUAGAAACUUCCUGGAAAAGUAAAGAAGAUGUUUUCAGAGUUUGAAACUGUGAUGGAGCCAGUGAGAAAUCAUCGUUCCUACAGAUUGGCAGUCAGCAAACUGACUAGUCCAAUUAUACCAUUCAUGCCACUUCUUAUCAAAGGUUUGUAGCAAAGCUUUGGUUAUUUCAUUAAAGCAAAAUAUUGUAAAAGGUUUCCUCAGAGCUCUCAGCCACAAUAGUUCCUAGAAGUUUUAAAUUCUAAAGUGGUACUGAGCACUCCAAGCCCCUUCGUUUAAUAUCACAUCACAAAAACUAGCUAGUGACGGGGAUGAAAUGGUUGCCUAAGAGACUCGCUCUCAACUUUGGUUACAAUUUCAUCAUCGAUAAAACCUUUGUUAUCUACUAUCCUUUAGCAGCAGCUGUAAUCAUGUGCCCUAAAACCAGCUCCUGACAUCAUCUUUUGCUAGUUUUUUUGCCAGAUUACACAUGUGGUGAUCCAGAUUUAGGCAGGUUUCCUAGGUCAACUCCUAUACCACCUCAGCCACAGGCUGCCAUCAUGGGCUAACUGUAACCGGAGCAGGGGGAACUACUAAAUUGUUCAGCCUUUAGUUUCUCAUUGUUUUCUCUAUUUUCAAUGAAGUUUCUAACUCAUCUUCAUAUUUACUUUGUCUCUAGACAUGACUUUCACAAACGAAGGGAACAAAACUUACUAUGAUAACAUGGUGAACUUUGAAAAAAUGGUUAGUAUUGAUAGAAGAUUAACUUUUUUUACAUUUAAAAAAAAUGUAAUAUAUUUAAAAAUAUUUUGAGCUGAAUAGAAUAGUGGGCUCUUCAAACAAGAAUGUGAAAUUAAUUCGAUUAAAGCAUUAAGUCUUAAUAAGCAAAUUUUUAGUUCCUUUAAUGGUUUUUUUUGGUGUUUUUUUUGUUUAUAUUAAAGUUACACGAAAGCAAGUCUUGUUUCUUGCACACUUCCACCCUUGAUUUUGGCAUAAUUUUUUUUUGUUUUAAAAAUAAUUCAAUGACAAUUGCAACCAAUGGAAAAACACAACACUAUGAAUCAUAUAAUCAAUACACAUUACAUAAUGAAAACUAGGACCCAUCAAAAAAUAUUGUGUACUGUUGUUGUGCCUUGGAGAGAUCAAAAGUUUGGACUUCUCUGAAUACUCUGACCUAAGCUUAAAUGACAAAACGUAGUUGCGGUACUUGCAAUUUUUUUUCUGAAGGAUUAACAGUUCUCAAGCAAUCUAGUUAUUUAUCCGCAAUCUGGGUAUAUAUAUGUAUCAUAUAAAAUUAGAUAAGAUAACAUUCAUUUAAUUGUUCCCUUUACAAAACUACAAGAGUAGAUUUGAUUUCUUUGUCUGAAUUAAAUUUGGAUUCCUGCAUUCCAAGCUGUCCACUUAUAAUGUAAAAUACAGUGGGAGAAUUCAUUUGAUGACAGAGAUUUUAUUUUAUCUGUUUCUUUUCUCUCAUGCAGCAUAUGAUUGCUCAAACUUUGCGAACAGUCAGAUUUUGUCGCCGUAAUCACUUGGGUGAGUUACUUCAUAUAAUAAUAUGGCAUAAAAUUAAUUUUAAAAUUUGGCUGUAAAACUGGGAAGUCUUAACACAAUUAUUUGUCUCUGGCAAAGCAGCCCCAAUUGAAAUUGACUAAUGGGACAUUAUUGCAUUGAGUCUUUAUGUUCAUGGGCUUCAUUGCCCAUGAUUUAAUGUUCUAAUAGGAUUAAGUUAAUAUUUUCUGAGCCCUGGCCUGUCAACUUUUUUUUUUUUUGAUAUGAUAAAUGAAAUGAAAAUUUCAGAACCAGAAUCACCAGAGACAAUGAAAG